Molecule: messenger RNA, 1131 nt
Organism: Gavia stellata (red-throated loon)
Lineage: Eukaryota; Metazoa; Chordata; Aves; Gaviiformes; Gaviidae
Gene: TMEFF1
Product: transmembrane protein with EGF like and two follistatin like domains 1
Exons: 10
Coding region: 1-1131 (376 amino acids)
Molecular function (GO): protein binding
Source: RefSeq, a predicted model, not a curated record
AUGCUGGGAGAGAGCCCGGCCGCAGCCCGGCCGCUCCUGCGAGCGGGACCCCCCCUGGCGCUGUGCUACACCUCGGCCCUCCUGGUGCUCGCCCUCUCCGCGCUGCCCGCCGCCCGCGCCUCCCACCCCCUGCCCGGCUCCGAGUGCCAGGGCGGCGGCAAGGGGAAAGGCAUCAACUGCUCAGAGUUAAAUGUAAGGGAAUCCGAUGUAAGAGUGUGUGACGAAUCGUCAUGUAAAUAUGGAGGAGUGUGCAAGGAAGAGGGUGAUGGCUUGAAAUGUGCGUGUCAGUUCCAGUGUCACACAAACUAUAUUCCUGUUUGUGGAUCAAAUGGAGACACUUACCAAAAUGAAUGCUUCCUCAGGAGAGCUUCUUGCAAGCAUCAGAAAGAGAUAACAGUGGUAUCAAGAGGACCUUGUUAUUCUGAUAACGGCUCUGGGUCAGGAGAAGGAGAGUAUGAAGGAUCUGGGACAGAAGUUCAGAGAAAACACUCAAAAUGUGGAGUUUGCAAAUAUAGGGCUGAGUGUGAUGAAGAUGCAGAAAAUGUUGGGUGUGUAUGUAAUAUAGACUGCAGUGGAUACAGUUUUAAUCCCGUAUGUGCUUCUGAUGGAAGUUCCUAUAACAAUCCGUGCUUUGUUAGAGAAGCGUCAUGUCUGAGGCAAGAGCAGAUCGACAUCAGGCAUCUUGGACACUGCUCAGAAACAGAUGACACAAACGCAGUUGGAAAGAAAGACGAUGGCAUGCAGUAUCGGCCAGAGGUGAAAGACGCCAGUGAUCAAAGAGAAGACAUUUACAUCGGAAACCACAUACCUUGCUCAGAAAGCUUCAAUGGCUACUGCAUACAUGGAAAAUGUGAAUUCAUUUAUUCCACUCAGAAGGCUUCCUGCCGGUGUGAAUCAGGAUAUACUGGACAGCACUGUGAAAAGACAGACUUUAGUAUUCUUUAUGUUGUCCCAAGUAGACAAAAGCUUACGCAUGUCCUUAUUGCAGCAAUAAUUGGAGCUGUACAGAUUGCCAUUAUAGUUGCAAUUGUCAUGUGCAUAACAAGAAAAUGCCCCAAAAACAAUAGAGGUCGUCGGCAGAAGCAAAACCUAGGCCAUUUUACUUCAGAUACAUCAUCCAGAAUGGUUUAA